AUGGCUUCCAGACUUCCCGGAGGGCCUCCGGCUGGGCCGAGCCUGAUAUCACCAGGGGCUCCGGGUACCUCGGUGAAUGCACCUACACAGAGAACCCCUUCUCUUGUGGGAGAUAACCCCAACGGUGUUCAGGACAAUGUGCCUGUCGAUGCUCAGACAAAUACAGAUUCGAAACCCACAUCAACAUCCCUACCACUGAGGGAGGUAUCGGCGUCAACCAAACCUGACCAGCAUCCGGAUUUGGGCCUAUCAGGGAGGAUAAUAAGCGCAGCAUUUUGUAUUCCUUACAAGUUGCAGAUCAGCCAUGACGGAGAAUGGGAACUUAAUCACCGACCUGGGACUGCGGCGCUAUUCGACUCGUUUGCCAACCUAGCAUCCCCUGAAUCUCAUUGGUCUCACACUCUUGUUGGCUGGACUGGUGAAAUAGAACAGCAAUCACCACCAGAUAACUCAUCCUACCAACUUCAAAACAAUAAAACUGUUUCAUCGACAAACAAGCCGUGGGCCCCGAUUCCAGUCAAUACAUCCCAGAAGCCACAGCCACCACCUAUAGACGGCAUUCGUAUAACUGUCGACGAUCGUCGUCGCCUUGAGAGCCAGGUCUCUUCGAGCAAGUUUGGAAAUAUUUUACCUGUCUGGUUGAGUGAUGAACUUGAGUCCCCAGACCAAGAGAUGCAAUUGAAAGACCAGGGUCGCUGGCGCCGUUACGCUGAACGAGAGAUAUAUACCCUCUUCCACUAUAAGCAACAUGGUCCUACCGAUGGCCGAUCUGAAAGACAAUGGUGGCAAGACUAUCAACGACUCAACCGUAUGUUUGCAGACCGCAUUUUGGAAACAUAUAAACCUGGAGACAUCGUCUGGAUUCACGACUAUCAUCUUUUCUUGCUUCCACAUCUCCUCCGCCAGAAGGUUCCGAAUAUCUAUAUCGGAUUUUUCCUCCACGUCCCGUUUCCCAGUAGCGAAUUCCUACGUUGUCUUUCUAAGAGGAAGGAUAUCCUCACAGGUGCCCUUGGGGCGAAUAUGAUUGGCUUCCAGUCUCAUACUUACUCUCGUCACUUCACGUCCUGCUGCACCCGUAUUCUGGCGUUCGGAUCUACCGAAGGUGGGAUCGACGCCUACGGUGCUCAUGUUGCAGUGGAUGUUUUUCCAAUCGGAAUCGAUGUCCAGACAGUGCGAAAGCUUGCAUAUGGCGAUCCAAAUAUUCUAAACACAAUUUUUAACAUCAAAAAUAUAUAUUCAGGCAAGAAGAUAAUUGUGGGACGUGAUCGGCUGGACUCCGUUCGAGGAGUAACGCAGAAGUUAAUGGCCUUUGAAAUGUUCCUGGAACGGUAUCCCCAAUGGCGCGGCAAAGUUGUUCUCAUACAAGUUACUAGUCCCACAAGCAUGGAAGAAGAGAAAGAAGAGCCAGAUAACAAACUCUCAAGCCAGGUUUCCCAGUUGGUUUCGACCAUAAAUGGACGGUUUGGCUCGAUCAGCUUCUCCCCUGUUCAAUACUACCCCCAAUACCUCCCACGGCAUGAAUAUUUUGCUCUCCUCCGCGCUGCUGAUGUUGGUUUAAUCACCAGUGUGCGUGACGGCAUGAAUACCACCAGCCUUGAAUAUGUGGUCUGUCAGCAUGCAAAUCAGGGACCUUUGAUUCUCUCUGAGUUCUCUGGUACCGCAGGCAUUCUUGAGGAUGCUAUUCACAUCAACCCCUGGGACCUCACCGGGGUUGCUAACGCUAUCAACACAGCCCUCACUAUGGCACCUGACGCAAAGGCAAAGAAACAAGCUGCCCUUUACGAACAUGUUACCACUCAUACCGUUGUCGAAUGGUAUGAUGAGUACCUCAAACGACUUCUUGCAAAUCUUUCUUCCUUCAACAAGUCCAUGAUCACACCAGCGCUUGACAAACACAAACUUGUCUCUCAAUACCGUUCUGCACGUCGCAGGCUAUUCAUGUUUGACUAUGAUGGCACCCUCACUCCCAUCGUCAAAGACCCACAAGCCGCCAUUCCCUCGGAUCGUGUGUUACGAACCCUCAAAUCUCUUGCUGCUGACCCCAAAAACGCAGUAUGGAUCAUCUCCGGCCGCGACCAAAACUUCUUGGAGGAGUGGAUGGGCCAUAUAACGGAGCUUGGCCUCAGCGCCGAACACGGGUGUUUCAUUCGCAAACCACGCAGCGAAGAGUGGACAAAUCUUGCGGAAAAGGCAAACAUGAGCUGGCGAAAGGACGUUCUAGACAUUUUCCAGUAUUUCACCGAGCGAACCCCUGGCGCCUUUAUUGAGCGGAAACGUGUGGCCUUGACCUGGCAUUAUCGCCCCGUGGACCCGGAGUACGGCGCCCACCAGGCCAAAGAGUGUAGGGCUGAGCUAGAACGGAGUGUGGCAACUAAAUGGCCGGUAGACAUCAUGGAGGGCAAAGCGAACCUGGAAGUCCGGCCAGCGUUUGUGAAUAAGGGUGAAAUCGCAAAGAGGCUCAUUGACGAAUAUGCAGGUGUCCAUGGGCAUGAACCUGAGUUUGUACUCUGCCUUGGAGAUGACUUUACUGAUGAAGAUAUGUUCCGAGCUCUAAAGUCGUCCGAUCUGCCUAAAGAUCAUGUUUUCUCGGUCACAGUUGGCGCCAGCUCAAAGCAGACUCAAGCCAGCUGGCAUCUUCGUGAGCCUGCUGACGUGAUUUCGACUGUGACACUGCUAAACAACAGUAAGUCGGCUGUUCUAAGUGACAUGUCGUGA
Messenger RNA from Nannizzia gypsea CBS 118893, 2715 nucleotides. Its product is annotated as trehalose-phosphatase. The transcript has 3 exons. The record is from RefSeq and is a predicted model, not a curated record. Gene Ontology annotation, cellular component: cytosol; alpha,alpha-trehalose-phosphate synthase complex (UDP-forming). Bases 1 to 2715 code for a protein of 904 amino acids. NCBI's taxonomy places the organism in Eukaryota, Fungi, Ascomycota, Eurotiomycetes, Onygenales, Arthrodermataceae. Gene Ontology annotation, biological process: trehalose biosynthetic process; fungal-type cell wall organization; cellular response to heat. Gene Ontology annotation, molecular function: catalytic activity.